Messenger RNA from Porites lobata, 7595 nucleotides. The record is from the annotation of a GenBank genome assembly. Lineage: Eukaryota; Metazoa; Cnidaria; Anthozoa; Scleractinia; Poritidae.
AUGCCUGAGCAAUCGGCUGAAAUUCAGCCGGAGACUAAAGAAACAGAGCUUGAGGAUGGCACUAUCGAUAAAGAACAAGAUGGCAAGUCGACAGAGAAAGAGCCUGAAGGAGAUGACAACAAAGAGAAGGAACCAUACGAUGCCAUGAGAAAUGAACCUUACCUUGUCGAUUUGAUCGUUGAAUCGUACCUUGGAGAGAAAGACGAGCGCGGUUUCUUUCAUGGCAUCGGAACGGCUUACUUCAAAGGAAACCAUGUUUACUCUGGCUCGUUUGUUAAUGGACUGAUGGAUGGGACAGGGCAAUAUAUUUGGUCUAAUGGUAUAAAAUAUGAGGGCGAGUUCAAAAGCAACGUCAUAGAAGGCAGGGGUACAUACACCUGGCCAGAUGAAAGCACAUACGAGGGUGAGGUGAUGGGUGGCCUUAGGCAUGGUCAGGGCACCUAUAAUUGUGGAAAAAUUCCUUCUUCGUAUACUGGAGAAUGGAAAUAUGGCAAGCGCUCGGGAGAAGGGAUUUUGCGUUAUGAUAAAGAAGGGUUGUCAUACUAUGACGGCCAUUGGAUGGAUAACAAUAGACACGGGUUUGGAAUGAGGAGGUAUGCCUCAGGGAAUAUAUACAAAGGAGACUGGAGAGACAAUGUAAGGCAUGGUAUGGGAACCAUGCACUGGUACAAUAAGAACGAGAGAUACGAAGGACAGUGGGAAAAUGGCAUUCAACACGGCCAUGGAGAGCAUUCCUGGUAUUUGAAGCGCAUCCCGGGAUCCCAAUACCCACUGCGUAACUACUAUGUGGGGGAGUGGGUUAAUGGCAUGCGACAUGGCCAUGGGACAUUCUACUACGCUACUGGUGCUAAGUAUGUAGGAGAAUGGAUGAACAACAUGAAACAUGGUCAUGGAAAAUAUGUAUUCAAGAACGGCUUGGUAUUUGAAGGUGUGUAUAACAUGGUGCAAUGGAGAGGAGAAGUUAUUAUGUGACCUUGCCAUGGUAGUCAAAUUUCUGCUUCUCUAAAAACCAUGAUCCUGCAAAUAUGGCAGAAAAAAAUUACCAUAUAGGACCUUCCCGUCAGUGAUUGCAAUCAGGAACAAAAUGGGAGCCAGUAAUUUUCUUUCAUCGUUUGACAAUGCAAAUGGCCAUCCCUGUUAAGAACCAGAAAUUUUGCUACUAACAUCACACUUCUCCUCACUGUUAAGCAUGUAAAAAUACAUCUUUAACGUUCUACCAUCUCCACUGCACAUCACAUAAUAUUACCUCUUUUACAGCUGCACUUAAAUAAAUAAAAGCCAUUCUCUGGUUUUCCUGGGCCAAGUUAAAUGUAGAAUAAUGAACAAUAUUAGCAAAAAUUCCAUGCUUAAGGUGGACUUUUGCUGUUGAAUAGUUUUCAAAUGUGUACUGCAGGUAAAUGUAACCUUGCGUCAGUGCAUAAAUAAAAUAAUACAGAUGAUGUGUGAGAGCUCAUGGGUCAAAGUUAAAGUUUCUCAACUUAAAAAUAUUGAGCUACAUGUAGAAGAGGGAUAGGUGGGGUUUUGUCCAGUGGUACAGUACUCUCCCCGCUGGGACUCCCAUAUAAAAGUGACAGGGAUGUUCGUUGUCUUGCUUAUUAGGUGUAAAUUUGCAGAUUUUGGUCUCACUUAGGGUGAUUGGGAUGAAAGUCACCAUAUUUGCCCAUUCAGGUAUGGCCCCCAGGAGUACUCUCUUGUCUGAUUUAUUUUACAAAUUGCAGGUACUUUUGAGUUGGAUCACAUGCUGGACUUCCCUGAUAUUAAUCCAUCGGGAAUGAUGACACCAGACAUCACAAGUUCAGGGCUUCCUGUUCGACCUGGCACUCCGCUGGCACGAUCAGCAUCACCUUUUAUUGGCUCAGAAACCUCUGGAAAUCCACUCAACUUGAGUAUUGACCUGCUUCUGGAUGAGAGGGAUCUUGAUUUGUAUGAACGAGAUGAGGAACUUCAGCGCGUCACCUACGUCAUGCUGAGACAUAUCAGUAAGCUGAAGAAGAUCUACAGUUACUACUCUUGUCUUGGCCAGCAGGAUUCUGUUGACAACACAUUUGUAAUGAGUCGGCUUCAGUUUUGGCGCUUCCUAAAGGACUGCAAAGUUCAUCACCAUGGAUUCACCAUAUCAGAGUUAGACCGUACCAUUGCCCCUGAGAAAGGAAAUGACGUCCACGAACCUCAACAUGAGGUGCUUAUGCGAGAGUUUUUGAAUGCAAUAGUCAUCAUUGCCUACCACCUGUAUCAAGAGGACCACCAAGGCAGUGAGCGUCUCCUACCGUGGUGUGUGUCACGGCUCAUAACUGAAAAUGUUCUUAAAAAUGCUUGCAAAGUUGGAGGCACCCUGUUUGCUGAUUCCUCAAGAGCUGUUGAAGCUGUUAAGUAUAUGUCCAAAAGCUGGGAUAUUUUCUGUGAGCAUUGUGUACCUAACAUACGUUACCCACAUGAGCCAAUAUUCAAAUCCAGGCAGUUUAUGUUUAUGCUCAAUGAUUUUCGACUUAUAAACACAGAGUUGAGCCCCAAGGAGGUACUAACGACCCUGGCAAAGGAUAACCCAGAACUAGCACAAGAUGAUUUCUGUAAUCUGGAGCUUGAGAUGACAUUUUUGGAGUUUUUUGAAGCUGUUAUUGAUUGUGCUACAGUGUAUGUAACAGAUUCAGUUAUCAAAGGACAUCUGUCACCAAAAGGAACCCCAGCACCUUCUUCAAGAUCACAGAGUGCGGCAAGUUUUACUCCAGCUACUUCAAAGCCAGGAUUAGAAAGCCCAGAUGAAGGUACAGAAAUCUUAAUCGAAAAUAACAUGCACCAUGUUUCAAUAAAGCCUAACAAAAUGUACAGUGUGCUUAUGCCUUCCAGAUUUGCCUCCUGUGAACUGCUGCUCAUAAGUUUUCUUCACUUGAAAAAAUAGAAAAUUUAAAAUAAUCUAAAAUUUGACUUAUCAUUUUGACAAAUACUGUGACCACAAUGUAACCACUGAAGAGUGCAUGGCUGCACUCCCAUUCCGGCAGUGUGAUUUGCUACUUACAGCAAAGGUCAAAAUGUGAUAAGACUUCAAAUUUCAUUUUGUGACAUGUUGAAAAACAAACAAUGCCAUGUGAAAGUACUUACAAAAAGGGUUUUUUUGUAUGGUCGCACCACAGGAUUUUGUCCACUCUGCAAUUAAAAGGGUUGCCCAUGUGGGUUGCCUAUAAACCUUUAUUGCUCAUCUGACUUAGCCUCACUAUGUCCUUUAUUGUCAAAAUAGAUCAAUACCAGGCAGUGAACUCAGCUGCUGAGACCCCUGCCGAGAGGGAGUCACCUGAAAGGGUGUCAAGGGUCAUGUCUGGAGUGUCAGAACCCAAGUCUGGUCCUGAAUCACCGACAAAAAGCAGGGAAGCUGCCCCUCCUGCACAUACCACUUCUGGUAGGUGUUUAUAAGUUAAUGCAAUGCUAAAUUUAAUUUAAUGCCCUCCUUCGGAAAAAAAAAACGCCACCCCUUUGAAUUAGUGCCCCACUAAAGUUUAAGAAUGCAAGAUUAAGCACCCCAUCCAAAUAAUACCCUGCCCAACCUUCCUCCAAGAAAGAAGAAAUUUAUGGAAUUUUCAGUAUAGAAGUAAAGAUAAAGAUAUUUUUUUACAAGUGCUAAAACUAUAUUCAUAUUCUAAAGCGCUAAAUACAUGCAGACAAAUGCAAACACGUAACAAAUAGUUGGCAUAGAGAAAAUGAAAACAAAACAGUGAAAUCACUUGACAACAAAAUCAUACAGUGUUCAUUGAUUUAUACAUAGUGCAUUAAAAUGUAAUGAUAGGUUGGGCAAAUGCCAGUCUACAGAGCCAUUAAGUAUUUUGCAAAUGGAAUACAAUGAUUUCAAAACCAGGCCCUGGUUGUUCAAACACUGGAUAGCGCUAUCUAGUGGAUAAAUCACUAUCCAGCAGAUAAGUGUUAGGAAAACCGUAAUUGCACUAUCCACUGGAUAGAGGUUUAUCCAAUGGAUAGUGCUAUCCAUCUUUUUUGAACUACUGGGCCCAGAACUUAGAGGAACCUAGAGGAACAAGACAUUAAGAGCAACCACACACAGAUUUGUGUUUCUGUUUACAGAUUUCUAUAGCUUACUAUUAAUGACAGUCUGUAUUUAUUGGAAAUAAAGGCAAUGUUACUUUGAGGUUGAAAUUUGAAAAACUAAAUAACCGCCUGCUUCAAACAAUGUCUCCCCUUCCAAUUUUUUUGCCUCCCCACUCUUGUUUCAGAAAAUUUGAAAGGUAAGCACUCCAAGCCCUAAAACAUUACAGUUAAACCUCCACUAAUGGCCACCUAUGAACAUUUUUCUGUUCAUUGACUCUUGUUAAAACUUGUCUACAACAGCCACCUCUUAAUGGCCAUUGGGCGAUUCCAGAAAAUAUCCAUUUUUUAGGAUUUCCUCCCCAUGGGGGUAUUUACGAUUGGAAAUCAAGGCAAAAUUUGGUGGGAAAGAAAGUGUAAGUGAGUUCCUUGAAAACGCUAUUGUUGUGGACUUUUGUAGUUCGUAAAUAAACCACGAACGUAUGACCGGAAGCAGAAGACAAGCAUCGAUAGAUCAGACACGUGUUUACGCUCAUAACUUAUAGAAGUGAACAGUAAAACGUGGGUUUCACAUUAACCUUGAUGAAUGUCUUGUCACAUGAAAAAAAAACGGAAUAUGUAUCUUACUGCUUGCAAGUUUCUUGAUACUCCCGUCCGAUGAACAGUAAAAAAACUCGCACCAGUCCCUGGCUUCCAAGGAACGCCUGUCAGAUUAGAACACUUUUCGUGCACACUACAUGACGUAUAAAAGGACGCAACACACUUCGACGGUAUAUUUGACCACCGAAAGAUUUUAACGGUCUGAAUUUGAGCUAUUUUGCUUUGUAAAAGUCAAAACAGCACAAGAAAACAAAGAGGAGUAAAAUUGCCGUUAGUGGUGUUUAUUUUUAUUGCCAAAUUCGGACCUAAAAAGGAGUUUGCACAGCCUGUCUACUAGCGGUAGGUUAGAGUCUGAAAGCUUGUCGCCUGGCGCCGCUAGAUCACAGCCUUGAGGAGGUUCAUAUAGGCGUUGCUAAGUUGAAAAUGUACUUCCAAAAAAACGGAAAUUCUGAAGGGGAGGGGGGGUUCACGAUUAUGGAAUUCUGAGGGCAUGGGGGGGUAACGCAUUUUGGAAUUUCCGAAGGCAAGGGGGGGGAUAAAACAUGGAAGCCGUCCGUGGUUGGGUAUGGAUAUUUUCUGGAAUUGCCCAUUGUGAAGAUCGAGGUUAUUGAUUCACCUGUAGUAUUGAUCACAACGUUUCUCAAAUGUUUCUCACAGCAAAAAGUACUGAGCUUCUACCUAAUUCACAAGAGGGCAGUAAGAAAAUUCAGUCAGUGCACUCCAGUGCCAAUGUCGUACAGCAGUCUGGUGGACCUGCAGGAUUCGGAGAAGGAGAAACUGAUAAUCUUCCUGGUUUGUUUAUUUUAUGCUCUGAAAUGUUCUUGUCCAUCUGUGAUUUUUGAAACCUAUUUUUUGUAAUAUUUUUUCCCAUGUAGAGAGGAGAAAUGUGGCAUCAUGUUACCAUGGUUGCAAAAUUUCUGUAUCUCAACAAACUAUCUUGGCAGAGACAGCCAUUUGCAUUGUUGAAUGACGAAAGAAAAGUAUGGGCUACCCCUUUGUUCCUGAGUGCAAUCGUGCGGAGGAUCGAAAGUCAUGCAUGUCAAUUGUUUUGUUUUUUCUAUCAUAUUUUCAGGACCAUGGUUUGUUGAGAUCCAGAAAUUUUGUUACCAUGGCAAUGUGACAUAACAACUGCUCCUAUCCAUUAUAAUUCCCCCUUUUUCUGUCCAGGAACUCUGCAAUAUUUUAUAUGACCACCCUGUUAUCAUGAGUCAUUUUUUCUUUUCUUGUUCAGACAAAGUUCAGUCAUUUCUUUAUCUUGCUGCCAACCCCAGAAAUACAACUACACUCUUGGAGGCAGCAAAGGUGGCUUUCUGUAGUCCCUAGUUUAUAGGAUCAUUCUAAUGCCUGUUGAUAUUAUGAGUUAUAAGCCCGAGGAAAGCGAUUAAUCAGUGUAGCAUCCUAAUGUGAUGUUACCUCAGGCUGUUAAGGUGACCACCUUGUUCCUAUGAAUAUACCUGUAUGAAAAUGGUGCCCUUAUUACUAGGUAAAAAAUGUUAAUAUAACCAGUAUUUUAUGUUUUUUGUUCCUGUCAAUCGCCCUAAUGGACCUGUCUGGAAACCUCUUAGUGGGUUCAAAAGGUCAUGACUGUAGGUUGUGAUUGAUAGAUCUGUAACCAUUUUGUUUGUUUCCUAAUGUCAUAAUUAUGAAGGAAGCAGAGAAUAAUGACCGUGGGUUACUUUUUCGUUCUCUGAGUUCUUAUUUUAUUGAAAAUCACAGUAAAAUAAUACAAAUGUAUAAGAUGAGGUUCCACCAUAGUCUUGCAACUUGACAAAAUCCAAAUAUGUUGUCUUUAGUUGAAGUUCAGAGCCCAAGUCUUGGUGUUCCAGCAGAUCCAAGUCAAGUUGAGCAGCCUGAUCAACUUAACAUCUGGUGCCUGCAGCUGGAAAUCUUCUUUGAGAAAUUUUUUCAAGCUUCUGAUCAUUUGGAAAUGAUAAAAGUAGCACAGAAAUCCUGAAUGCAUUCAAGUCACAGUCUAUAAAAAGGCUUCUCUGGUCUCUUGAACCUAGCUUUCCAAUUAUGCUGACUGGUUUAAACAGUCGUCUGAGUGUGGACCUGUUUCCACAUAAAGACGUUCUCUUUCACAGUUGCAGAUGAACCAAACAAGCCUUAUUUGUGAUGUGGAUGUUUGGUAUAAGGUGUUCAAAGUGUAAAUAGUUAAAGAGAAAAGCUCUUUUGCAUUAUUAAUUUUUAGUAGAAUUUUUGAACAAUUUUGCGAGCUAAAUUUAGAUAGAUUUAGCAAAACUUUUCAUUAUCAUAACAAGAUGGUCUUAAAAGUUAGUGCCAUUUUUUGGUAGCCACUGGCAACUGCAGUAAAUGUCACUGCACGUGGUUGCCUGACUAUUUUAAGUAGAUUUAUGUGCACUGUAAGUAUUGUUCUGCAAAUCAAUAUUUUGGUAUUCUCAAGCAUUAUUGUGUGGUUGGAUAUAUAUACUUUAUUUGGCAUCAGCUUUGUAAAUAUUGUAGCUUUUCAUUAAAUUGGCUGAUUAAAUGUUCACAUAUGUUAUUUCAAGAACAAGCAGUUAAAUUUGUGGCACUUAAGUUUCUUGUUACUCUCUCCCAACAAUGCUCUCCCGGGGUGGUACUCUCCCGUAAAAGUGGCGAGGGUGCUCGUUGUACCUAUUAAGGGUUUAGGUUUGUGGAUUGGUACCGCUUAAGGAGCUAAAACGCCAAAUGACUGCUAUCACUGGUUGCGUUGGUAAGAUUUAUGAUAAUUCUUUCUAAAAGUUCUUGAGAAGAAAGUGUUCGAUAGUUAUCUUUAUUACUAUUAAUAUUUGUAGUGCAGUUAUAUAAUUUAUUGUUGUUGAAUUGGUAACUCUUAGAGGUGGAAUGAAUUUGGGACACGCCCAUAAAACAAGAUUCUGGUACUUUUAAAGGGUGUUCUCGAAAUUUUUUGAUGAGCGCACCCAUCACUUUUACAGGGGAGUAACCCCCGGUGGAAUCCUCUGCCACGAACAAGCAAACAAAUAAAG